AUGAAAGAUUCAAAUAAAUCGGAUAGUAAAAUCUCAGUUUAUGAUGAAACGGAUGAUAUUAAACAUUCAGAUGAAAAUAAGUUAAACUCGAUAAAAAGUAAAAAUGUGAAGAAAAAUAAAGAAGAGACGUUUCAUCGAGCGAUUGCACCAGUUUUGAUAAUGGCUCAGUGCUUUGGUGUUAUGCCUGUAGAAAAUAUCCGUCGUCCUGAUUCGUUACAUUUAAACUUCUCAUAUAGAUCAAUUCAAACUUGUGUAACAGUAUUGUAUAUGGGGCUCAGUUCUAUCAUGUUGCUUGGCCAAAUAAAACAUGUUGUCAAUAUUGGUAUAAAUGCAAAAAACUUUGUUGGCGUGGUUUUCUUCUCUAAUGUACAGUGCGGUUGGUUUUUCUUUUUUCUAUUGGCUAAAAAAUGGCCAAUAGUAAUACGUUUCUGGACAGAGACUGAUUCGAUAUUUACUAGUAAAUUAUACGAGAUUCCCAAAAGAAAUUUAUCCAGUCGCCUUCGAUAUGCAGCCGUGGUUACUAUGCUAUUAUCUCUUUUGGAACAUGCAUUCUACUUAAGUUCCGCGGUUACAAGUUACAUUCAUCAUGCUAAAUUGUGUCCGAAUACUUUGAAUACAACGAGAGAAACAAAUUUUGCAGAUUUCAUACAACAAAACUACGAUUAUGUUUUCCGGAUUGUACCAUAUAGUCUAUUUUUUGGUGUCUAUGUAAUGGUAACCAAUUUCGCUUGCACUUUUGUUUGGAAUUACAUGGAUUUAUUCAUCAUGCUGAUAAGCAAAGGAAUCGCUUAUCGUUUCGAGCAAAUUUCAAAGCGUAUAAAUAAAUUAGCUGAUAAGGAAGUACCAGAAGCAACGUUUACUGAAAUACGUGAGCAUUAUGUUAAACUUUGUGAACUGCUGGAUUGUGUCGAUGAGAAUUUAUCAGCAAUUAUAUUGCUAUCCUGCAUGAAUAAUUUGUACUUUAUUUGUUAUCAGUUGUUAAAUAUAUUCAACAAGUUACGUUGGCCCAUUAAUUACAUUUACUUCUGGUAUUCGCUGCUGUUCCUUAUGGGCCGCACAGCUUUCGUAUUUUACACAGCUGCAACCAUUAAUGAUGAAUCCAAAGCGGCGUUGGGUGUAUUGCGACGUGUUCCCAUGAAAUCUUGGUGUGAAGAAGUGGAACGAUUAAUAUACGAGAUGACUUCACAGACUGUUGCACUAUCUGGAAAGAAAUUUUAUUUUCUUACUCGUAAAUUAUUGCUUGGAAUGGCAGGUACUAUAAUUACUUAUGAACUAGUAUUGCUGCAGCUUGAUGAACCAUCUCGUAAAAAAGGGCUAGCUCCUUUGUGUGCAUUGAAAAUGGUGCAGAAAGCUUACGGGGACUCUUCUAUGUCUCGAACACAGGCAUACAAGUGGUAUAAAUCCUUCAAAGAGGGUCGUGAAGUGAUCAAAGAUUUGCCUCGUUCUGGACGUCCAUCAACAUCAAAUACCGAAGAAAACGUGGCAAAAAUCAAGAAAAUUGUGCUGGAAGAUCGUCGUAUGACUAAAAGGGAGAUUGCUCGUGACUUAAACAUCUCAAAUGGAUCCGUUUACCACAUUCUACAUGAUAUAUUGGGCAUGAGACGCGUUGGAGCUCGAUUUGUACCGAAACAUCUUGAUUUUUUGCAAAAAGUAUACCGUAAAAACGUGUGUGAAGAAAUGAUUUUUGAGCAAGGAAACAACUCUACAUUCAUGAAACGCAUCAUAACAGGUGAUAAGACACGGGUUUAUGAGUAUGACGUUGAAACCAGUCAACAAUCGAGCGAAUGGUGCUUCGAAAACGAGCUAAAACCUAAAAAACCGCGCAAAAGUCGCUCGAAAAUUAAAGUUAUGCUCACUGUUUUUUUCGACUACAGAGGUGUUAUUCAUUAUGAAUUUUUGCCAGAGGGUCAUACCAUCAAUAAAGAAUAUUACCUCGGCGUUAUGCGGCAUUUGCGUAGUCCAUCCCACAUAUACGUUAUUGAAUUAAGUGAAGGAAUGAUGGUCAGUCGUAAUAAGUUAAGAAAAAUUUUUAGUAAACAUCAACCAAUUUUUGGCAAUAAUACAAUAUUUAAAGUCAGGAAUAAUAUUUACAAUCUUAAUAAAGUACACGCAGCAACAAGAACAACAAUCGAUAAUAAUUCAAAAGAUCCAUUAGAAACUACAACAACCAUAGCAGAAUACUCAAUCUCUCAGGAAAAAUAUAUUAGUAAUGACAAUAUUAAUGCAAUUGAACAAAAAGAUGAUGUCUCUGAUAUAUUUCAUCGUGCAGUAUAUCCUAUUAUAAUAAUUGCUCAAUGUUUUGGUGUAAUGCCUGUCAUGGGAGUGCGUCAUAAAAAUCCACGUCGAAUGCGGUUUUCCUUUAUUUCCAUGCAAUUGCUCGUUACUCUAAUCUAUUUUGGCACUACCAUAUUACUUCUAGUAUUUAUGGUUAGACAUCUCUGGUUUGUUGGUAUAGAUGCUAAAAAUAUUGGUGUUAUAUUUUACAUAAGUGCAUUUUUAGCUUAUGUUCUAUUUAUGCUACUCGCUGCAAGGUGGCCAAAAUUAAUUAGAGUCUGGGCUCGUAGUGAAAUGACGUUUAACCAAAAGCCAUACGAGAUCUUGCCUAAAAACUUAGCGGUACGAAUAAGAACUGCUGCUACCAUCAUUAUUAUUUUAUCUGCUGGCAUCGCUUAUCGAUUCGAACAAAUAACAACGCGGAUCAAUAAAUUGGCGGGCAAGGAGAUACCUGAGGACACUUUUGCUGAGAUACGUGAACAUUAUGUGAAAGUGUGCGAAUUGUUGGAUUAUGUAGACGAUAAUUUAUCGGGCAUUAUUCUGUUGUCCUGUGCAAAUAACUUGUAUUUUGUGUGCAAUCAAUUGUUGAAUGUUUUUAACAAGUUGCGUUGGCCUAUUAAUUAUAUUUAUUUCUGGUAUUCAUUGCUGUAUUUAAUUGGACGAACGGCUUAUGUUUUCCUUACAGCGGCAUCUAUUAAUGAUGAGUCCAAAGCUGCGUUAGGUGUACUACGGCGAGUUUCUAAGACAACAUGGUGUGUAGAGGUGGAGCGAUUAAUAUUUCAAAUGGCAACACAGACAGUAGCUCUAUCAGGCAAAAAGUUCUAUUAUUUAACACGAAAACUAUUGUUUGGGAUGGCAGGAACGAUUGUCACCUAUGAACUGGUUCUGCUACAGUUUGAUGAACCUAACCGCUCCAAGGGUUUGGCGAAAUUGUGCGCUUAG
This is a messenger RNA of Teleopsis dalmanni, 3216 nucleotides long. RefSeq lists its product as uncharacterized. Lineage: Eukaryota; Metazoa; Arthropoda; Insecta; Diptera; Diopsidae. Gene Ontology annotation, cellular component: membrane. The transcript has 18 exons. The coding region runs from base 1 to 3216 and encodes 1071 amino acids. Gene Ontology annotation, biological process: sensory perception of sweet taste; detection of chemical stimulus involved in sensory perception of taste. The record is from RefSeq and is a predicted model, not a curated record. Gene Ontology annotation, molecular function: sweet taste receptor activity; nucleic acid binding.